UNACGAAUUCUCUGGUAUUCAAGGUAUACCUGCCUUACAUAAACUUCAUGAGCUAGCUAUUUGGCUGCGUAGCUCGUCAUUACAUGCUGAUAUCUGGGAUGAUCGUGUUGGCCUGCGACUUGGUAUUGAUAACCAAACACGAUGGUCAUCGUGGUAUAUGGUUAUAAAUAGAGCUCUUACAAAGCAAUCAGAAAUCAAAGCCUUCAUGACGGAUUAUGAAGAAGCCCUUAGUGGUAUACUUCUUACGGCUCAAGAUUGGGAUUUACUAUAUAAAGCCCAUAUCUUUCUACAGCCAUUUGUAUCAGCAACACUAUAUGCAGAAGGGGAUAAAUCAUCUAUCUCCCAAUCAUUGUUAUUAAUGGAUGCUCUCCUUGCCCAUUACGAGCGCAAUAAGCUAUACUAUUCUCAGGAAGACCAUCUUGAUCCUAGAAUGGUUCGCGCCAUUGAAAUGGGCUGGGUUGUUCUUGCUAAAUAUUACAAUAUGACUGAAGAAGUACCUGUUUAUACAGCUGCUCUUCUCCUCGAUCCCUCUCGUAGAGCAGCAUAUAUUCGAAAGAACUGGCCAGAUGCUUGGGUUCAGCCAGCUAUUAACGCUGCUACGCAACUCUGGGAAGAGAAUUUUAAGGUAGAAUCUAUUACAGAUGAUGACCUAUCUAUACCCUCAUCAAUACCACCACCGGAAGCCCCUCUAAGAACGCAUGGUAUUGAACUUGAUCUACUUCUUAAGGAUAUGGAAGUUAUUACAGCAGAUUUGAGGGAGGAUGAGUUCAAGAGCUUCAUCGAUUUACCACCGUUCCGUAUUGAUUGUAGUCCUCUUGAGUGGUGGGGUCGUGCAGAGCAGAAAUCGCGCUAUCCACGACUCCAUAGUAUGGCUAUAACGAUAUUAUCUAUCCCAGCAGAGUCAUCUGAGCCAGAGAGAGCCUUUUCUGGCUCUAGAAGGACAUGCUCAUGCGAUAGAUUAAGCCUCUCAUGUCUUAACAUUCAGAGAAUAGAAUGCAUUGGCAGCUGGAUACGAGAAGGCCAUAUUCGUCUCUCUAAGCUUAAUGGAAUGGGUCUGCCAAUGGAGGAUGCAGCAGAGGAUGAAGACGAUGAGCUACAGGGUGAGAUUCUGGAUGAAAUUGGGUGGAUUUAG
Molecule: messenger RNA, 1132 nt
Organism: [Torrubiella] hemipterigena
Lineage: Eukaryota; Fungi; Ascomycota; Sordariomycetes; Hypocreales; Clavicipitaceae
Source: the annotation of a GenBank genome assembly